Heterobilharzia americana is the source of this 2478-nucleotide messenger RNA. The record is from the annotation of a GenBank genome assembly. NCBI's taxonomy places the organism in Eukaryota, Metazoa, Platyhelminthes, Trematoda, Strigeidida, Schistosomatidae.
AUGGAGUUAUUUAAACCACCAAUAAAUAAUGAUACAUUAAUGACAACAGUCAGUACUAAUUUACUAAAUACUAAGCAUAUAAUUAAUAAUAAUGAUUUUUAUAGUUUUACAAGCACUCAUAAAAAUUUUGUGAAUGAAUAUCUAGUCAAUACAAGUAUAAAAGUAAUUCGUACACUUCGUUCAACUAUAGAGUCUAAUGAACAAUCAAUAAAUUGGACAGUAUUAUGUUUAACUGGUACAUUGAUUAUUUUAACAUGGUUAGCUAAUUGUAUCCUACUUGGUGGAGCAUUACAAACAGCUGGAAGUGGAAAAAAUGUUCCAGUUGCUUAUUUUUUUAUUGGUUCACAAGCAAUUGCUGCUCUGUUACAUGUGACAUUGAAUUUACCACCAUCUAUAGUGAAUAUGUUAUUCGGCACUUCUCAAGUUCAUUCAUACACUUUUUUUUUAGAUGCUUAUUUAAGAUUAAGAAAUCCUUUAUUUUAUUUAUCUUCUGCGCGUAGAAGACCAGCAUUAUGGUUAAAAAUUGGUUCACCUUGGUUAAUGGCUAGUUUACAAGCUAUUGGUCAAUUAGCAUUAAGUGAUCGACAUCAGGUAAGAUUAUAUACAACAAUAUCAAAAAAUAGAAUUUCAAAUGAUCAACAAUAUUCAAUGAUUCAAUUGAAUUCUAGACAAAAAUUAACAGAUUUCAAUUUGAAUACAUCAUGUUUAUUACAAGAUCCAAAUUUUUUAAUUAUACGCACAGUGAUUGCAUAUGCAUUACCAUUGUUCACAUGUUUAAUAUUAGUUAUAUUACAGUUAAAUGGUUUACGUCGAUUACGUUAUCAUUCACCUGAAAUGCUUAACGCUUUAUUAAAUGUACGUAAAACGAAUAUUAAUGAAUAUGAUCAAUUGAUAUAUGUACAAGAUAAUUUAAUCCCUUCACAAGAAUUUGUCAAUUUUAAUAGACAAAAUAUGCUAAAUACGCAUAAUUCAGAAGUAAUCUGGAGACAAAGAAAUAAUAAUUUGUUGAAUAACACAAAUUCAUCUUUAACUACAAUUGGUACAACGCAUUUAUUAACAAAUAAUCCUAAUAGACGAUUGUCAAUAAUGACAAAUUCUUAUCAUUUUGAUCCUACACAAACAAAUGAAACAUUAAUUCCACAAAGUGAUACUUCUAUAGAUCGAAUACACUUAACAAGAUCUUUAUUAUCACCUAUUAUUUUACCAAUAGCUAGUGUCAAUAAUCUACAGUCAUUUACAACAACAACAACAACAUCAAUUCCAAUGUUUAAAUGUCCUACACAUGAGAAAUCUGAUCAAAUAUUAGGUAAUACAACCUUAGGUUUACAAAAUGAAUCUACGCUUAAAGCAACUGACUGCUCUGAUAAUCAUGAUGCCCAUAUGACAGAAUCGACUUCUACCAAUAACAUAAAUAAUAAUGACCUUACAAUGAAGUCUAAUAUCACUUGGAAUGAACCAACCACAUCAGAUACUAUAUUACUUAACAUUGAUGGUGCACAAGUCAAAUUGUUACCGAUUAGUUAUCAACAAGAAUCAGUCAGUUCUAUUGGAUUAAGUCCCCAGCAAUAUAUGCCAUCAGUAAUAUCAACAACUCUUCUUCCACAACAUUAUCAUUAUACUAAACCUACUACUGAUGAAAUAGGGGUUAUAUCAACUGAUAAACUGCAUAAAUCAAAGUCAGACUAUCAUAUAAAACCUCAAGAUGAAGUUAUUACCUCUAAUCUAUACGAUCAUAUAAUUCGAUCAAAUAGUAUGAAAGUGAAUUAUACCCAACCAGCAUCAACAGGAACAUUGUCUCAUGAGAAUAGUGUACAUAACUUAUCUAAAACGAAUUUAUGGUUAACUGCUUAUCAAGGAGAACAGUUAGUUGUAGCUAUAAAUUUGGUAAGUUGUAUCAUUGCAGUUGGCAUAUGGUCACCGUACAUUUUGGCAACAUUAGCGCAUGGUUUAUGUCAACCGAUUAGUAUAUCAAAAUCAAUGAUUAAUCAAGUUAUGCAUCCAUUGACUACUUCAACAGUGUCAUCAAAUCAAUUCUAUCCUUCGUCUUCUUCUUCAUCUAUUUUGACUGCUAUUGGUACAGGAUUAUCAAAUCAGUUUAUAAGUAAAUGUUGGAUUCAUUUAAGCAUCGAUCGUCUUGCAGAUUUUCGUUGGUGGGCAUAUGCAAGUUCUGGUCUUCUACUACCAUGUUUAUUAUUUUUCCUUGAUUUAGGUUUACGUGAAGGUUGUUGGAAGGCAUUACAGUAUAAAACAAAAUUGAAUUUAGAAACUAAUUUAUCAAAAACAUUUCAACAGAAGAAUAUUCAUAAAUAUACUAAUACUACUAAGAAGAAUACUAAAAGUAAUGAAGAUAAUAGACAUAUUCAAUCAAUCACAAAUAGCAUUAUUAACACUGAUUUAAAUGUUAAAUCAACACAAUCUCAGGAAUAUGAAAUGAUUACACCUAUUUCAUAUAUGCACAAACAAGAUCAUAACAGUUAA